AUGGAUCAGAUACUUGUGAAGGAGGUGAUGGACUUCAAAAUCCAGAGUCAGUUCCCUAAGAUAUAUGCCUGUGAACUCACACUGGACCCAAAAACAGCACACAGAAACCUGUCCCUGUCCGAAGACAACAGGAAGGUGACAGUGGUGAAAGAGAGGCGUUUAUGUUCUGGUCAGCCAGAGAGGUUUGAGUACUGGAAACAGCUGCUGUGUGGAAACAGUCUGACUGGGCGCUGUUACUGGGAGGUGCAGAGGCAGGGAGGAGUUCACAUAGGAGCGGCGUACAGCGGAAUCAGAAGGAAAACAGAGGACGCCGAGGGCGCUCUCGGAAGCAAUGACAAGUCCUGGAGUCUGUACUGCUCUGAUGAGAGCUUCACUGCCUGGCACAAGAAGACAACAACAGACAUACGUGUCCCUCCCUUCUUUGACACCAGCCGAGUGGCAGUCUAUCUGGACUGGCCUGCUGGCACGCUGUCCUUCUACACUGUCACCCCUGACACACUGAUCCACCUCCACACCUUCCGCUCCAAAUUCACUGAGCCUCUCUACCCUGCGUUUGGGUUCGGCUUGGCGGCGGGCUACUCGGUGUCUCUGUGUCAGCUGGAGGAGUGAGAGUCAUGUCGUUUGCUGGGAGAAACACUCACCAUGCAGCUCAAAGACGGCUGCUGGAAUGCCUUUGUAGGUUUUCAGCUUUUCUUUUUGUCACAGUAAUAGAGGUGUUCAUUCACU
Messenger RNA from Myripristis murdjan (pinecone soldierfish), 726 nucleotides. RefSeq names its product stonustoxin subunit beta-like. Gene Ontology annotation, molecular function: protein binding. The transcript is spliced from 2 exons. Lineage: Eukaryota; Metazoa; Chordata; Actinopteri; Holocentriformes; Holocentridae. Bases 1 to 609 code for a protein of 202 amino acids. The record is from RefSeq and is a predicted model, not a curated record.